Limulus polyphemus (Atlantic horseshoe crab) is the source of this 3419-nucleotide messenger RNA. Its product is annotated as zinc finger E-box-binding homeobox 2-like. Gene Ontology annotation, biological process: regulation of transcription by RNA polymerase II; anatomical structure development. The record is from RefSeq and is a predicted model, not a curated record. Bases 1 to 3354 code for a protein of 1117 amino acids. The transcript is spliced from 6 exons. Gene Ontology annotation, molecular function: RNA polymerase II cis-regulatory region sequence-specific DNA binding; DNA-binding transcription factor activity, RNA polymerase II-specific. NCBI's taxonomy places the organism in Eukaryota, Metazoa, Arthropoda, Merostomata, Xiphosura, Limulidae.
AUGCCAGAAGAAGACGAUUUGGAUCAUUUGACGUCUUUAGAUGAUUUACACUCAGAAGAAGACAGUUCGAUAUCACGUGAUCACAAAGAACUUAAAAGUACGCAAAAGACUUCCAGAAACAAACCUAGUAAAAUGGUUUUAAACUUGAAAAAACCUAGUAAAUGUUUUAAAUCAGUUCCAAAUAUCAAUAGUAAACAAGCUGUUCUUGAGGAAAGUUUCCAAAAUUCUUACCAAUUUAUCAAGACGCAACACCAGAACCAUGAAAAAUGUGAAGACGUCUUUAAAAAAAAACGUGAAGAAAAUGACUUGGACGACGAUGUAGCUGCAAGUCUCAUCACUAAUGAGAAACUAGACAAGAAACUGAAAAGAGAACAAGAGAAAAUCAAAGAGUUUCUGGGAAGAGGUGACACAGCUGUCAUUAUUCCAGAGUCAGUCGAAGUAACCUCUGAAAAAAAUAACAAAGAUAUACCAUGCCAACCAAGAGAUGUCAGCACUUUCAUGGGGGCCUUUUUCGUAAAAUGUCAACACUGUGAUCAAACAUUUUCUGGUAAUCAAGCACUUUACGCUCUACGGGAUCAUCUGAAAGCAGUCCAUCAUGAAAUACAGGAGUCUUCAAACAAGAAAAAAGAACUCGGUUAUCAGUGCAGUAAAUGUAGUGCGUCAUUCCCGGACAAAGCUCGUUUGGAGAAACAUGAACCUCUUCAUAUAGUGUCCAGCCAGCAACGUCAGAUUGGCAGUGAUGACUUCUCGAGCCUUCGAAAGUUCAGGUGUCCGGAGUGUGGAAAGGCCUUUAAGUUUAAACAUCAUCUCAAAGAGCAUGUCCGGAUCCAUAGUGGAGAAAAGCCAUUCGCCUGUCCAAAUUGCAACAAGAGAUUUUCCCAUUCAGGCUCCUAUUCUUCCCACAUGACCAGUAAAAAGUGUAUUGUAAUGCACUUGAAGGUUCCAAAAUUCGACAACAAACCAUCACGAUAUUUUAAAACAACUCAUAAUAAUAUCCGCCUUUUAGCCCCAAAGGAUUACAUAAAUGGUUCUAAGGCUAACGAGUGUUUCGAAGAUUAUGUGCCUAAAGAAACUGAAUGUUUACCUGCUAAUAACAACCAACAUAACUCCCAAGCCAGAGAAAAUCUCUUUCGUCAGACUGCUCUUGUCUCUAUGCCUCGGAAGACAUUUCAUAAGUCCUCAAAAUUCAACAUUCCUGCAAAGUAUCUUUCAAGUUUUCGUUCUUCUCCUAAUGUUAUAUCCACUUCCGCUGACGGGUCAGCUUCAUUUAAUGAAGAGUCUGCGUCUAGGUUACAAGCUUCCAGUUUGACUUCAGUAAUAAGUACACCAUUAAAGUCUUCGACAGCUUUUCUUAAAAAGUUAUUGACAAAUGAAAUUAAUAUUUUUAAUAAAGUACCGAUUAGAUCUUUGCAAGUAGGAAACAAUGACUCCAAAACUCUUAAAGAAAUUCUGAAAAUCGUUGACGAAACAGUUACUAAAGAACAACACAGCUAUGACGCCAACAACAGAGGGAACAAACUUCUGUCCGAACUCUUGAGUAUACCUCCUCUGAUGGUGACUUCAGGAAAGUUUUUACACACACUUAAGAAAGUAUCUAAUUCAAAGAGUAACGGAAUGUUUCACGAGCGCCAAGGUAGCAAACAGUUUGCUGAUGAAGAUAGGAAACUUCAUAAUGAGCCCUUUAUGCAUGGAAAAAACUUAAAGAAAGCUAAUGGCUAUAUGAAUGCCAAGAAUUCUUCUGAAGCUGAUUUCAUUGAUAGUGUUAGGAUGAAGAAUAUUGAUGGCUCUGCUAAACGACGCUUAAAAACAGCCUGGAAAAGCCUGGAAAGUUCAUUAUCGAGAUCAUCUCCAAAAAAUGAAGACCAACUUAACAAAAGUAAAAUCGAUGAAUCAACAGACAAAAAAGAAGAUUUAGUUAGAAGUAUCUUAGGCAAAAGUAACUUAAAGGCAUUACAUUCAUCUUAUGAUUAUAACGCAGAUUUUACAAAAAAUGAAAUUAUGAAAAUAGGAGGAGAAUUGAGAUGUUCUACACGGACGGUGCAGUGUUGGUUUCACUCCGAUGUAAAGAAACCCAGUCGUAUAUUUAGUCCAAUAAAGGUACCGACAGUGUCAUUAGCAAGUCGAGCAAAUACAGAAGUAUCAAUAUCUCAUUAUGUCCAGCCAUAUUAUAAUAGGUACUGCUUGAAUAUACCACAGUACAAACCUCAGUCUCUACAUGUUUCUCCUGCCACGUCAGAUUUUAUGUCAAACCAUAAUGCUGUGGAUUCGGAUGGAAGAGUUAUUCCCCCUGCUCAUAUUAAAACCAUGAUUUUUGACAACAAUGUUCCGUUUAUCUCUACGCACAGUUGUGGCUCAGGAAAAUUUAAAUCUGCAUUGAUGAAAAAUCAGUUUAUUUCAUCAGAUUGUGAGUUACCUCUCGAUUUGUCUUUUAAGAGGAAACAAACUUUUAGUUUCUUUGAGCCCAUGAGAGAUUCGUCAUCAACGGGUGUUUUCUAUCACCACGAGAGCACGAAUAUCAGUCCGAAGUCCACCCGAACAACAGGUAGAACAGUUCAAUCACAUAGUGCUGCUAAAGAAAACAUUACUGCCUUAAACCACACGAACGAACACCAAAUAAAUUCUUUUAAGGCUUUUACCAAACAUCGAACAGCAGAAUCCGUGAUAUACAAUGAUCUUAUGUCCAACGAUAGUACCUCAAGAAAAUUAUCUCCAUUAGUGGAUCAGUCCAGUUCAAUAACCCCGCAUCAGGAUCCAUCAAGAAUAUCCGAGAUUGAUAACUGUAGUUCAAUUAACCCUACUACUUUCUUCAUCCUAGGACCUGAUUACAACUCACCAAUUAGUGAAGGACCAUUAUCUCCUCACAAACAGAACAGUCUAGAUGGAAAUUGUGGCACCAAAAGUUUUUGUCUAGACAAUAAUGGACGUUGGCAAGAGGUCAGAUUGAAGAAUUUCCGUAAAAAGGUUAAAAAACCAGAAGAUGUCGCUGUCAUGAAAGAAAAGGUAGAAGUAGAGGAAGAGAACGAAGUUGAGGUGAAGAAGAAGAAGAAGAAGAAGUUAUCAAUAGAGAAAACAGAUAGUGAAUGGUUGUUUGAAUGUAACCAGUGUGCUAAAGCGUUCACCAAACAUAGCUCUCUUUCGCGACACAAAUACGAACAUUCCGGUCAACGACCUCAUCAGUGCGACGAAUGUAGUAAAGCUUUCAAACACAAACACCACCUGACGGAGCACAAGCGACUUCACAGCGGCGAGAAGCCUUUCCAGUGCCAGAAGUGUCUAAAGCGGUUCUCACACUCCGGGUCUUACAGCCAACACAUGAACCAUCGGUUCGAUUAUUGCAAGCCACAUGGAGAUUAGAAAUCUAUAAAUAUAGAUAUAUAUAUAUGUAUAAAUCUAAUGGUGCCAAAAUAUACAUCUUGCUU